UUGCAGCCGUAAUAUGUCAGCAGACUGCACCAGCCGCGGGCGUAUCGUAUGGUAACCGCCGCCACUGCCCGAGCUAAAGGCGGCAUGUAAUUAAUAUCCGGCCCAGUUUCUGCCGGCUUACCUAAUCAUAUUACGGCCCUUUACCCGAUCGGGAAGGCUUGCUGUCCUAUUUUUCUCUUCGUCUUUUCCGCCGGCUCCAACUUCGACCUCAAUCGUCUUUCUCUCGCAACGUCCGUCUUGACUCUGCCUGCUUUUGUCUCGCGAUAUCCUGCAUUCGAGCUUCUAUCUCGCCCUGUCUGCGAGCAAUUGACUGGUUCUACCCGUACGUAUCCUCGUCUGUCUUUCCCCUGCAAGCCAGCCCCUUUUAGCUGCCCGGAGUAGCUGUGUCGUGUGAGUUUAUGGGAGGUUGUAUGCAGCUCAUGAGCUGAUCUAUUGAUUGUUGCUUUUUCUACGAUGCCGUCCGAGCCUCUUUGGUCGUUCAGCCCAUAUUAUCUCCCUAGUACUCGCUGAGAUCUGUUCUAUUACUUUUUUUCCCCUCUCUCAGAGGUUGUUUUCUAAAUCCUAACUAACGGAAGAAUUAAAAAAGCAGAUCCUGAAUUAUACUUACACUUGUCUCUCUUGAACAAAGGGAGACGUUCUGAUGACCUCGAGUUCGUGUGAGGCGGAACGGCAGAUAUAGUCGAUAAUUCCAGCCUCUUUCGACAUCCAUUAUAUACUCCCAUACUUUUGGUGUCCUCUUUGGCUGGUGUAUUUGAACUUCUUUUUGCAUCCCUUUGAAACGGGACUAAAACGUCGAUAAAAAAAACAUACUAGAUCGGGCGGUCCGGAAAAUCAUAUCUUAUAGGUAUGAAGAAACAAAGCAGAAGGACUUUUAGCAUGUUAUUAGAGACAGAUGGGCUAACCGGCACUUCUUCGCAUUAGAACGUCUUUUUUUUUUUCCAUUUUCUAAUAUAUUUGUGAAUAUGUUUCGAACAACAAGAGCUGUGACGCUGAAGGCGUCCGGAGCUUCUUCCCUUCUCAGGCAAUCGUAUACUCGCUCGAUAUGUUCUGGAGCAAGGUCAAAUCUUCAGCUGACAGCCCGGAAACCUCUGGGUAUUGUUUGUGCCAGAAAAGCCUGGGAGCAGACCAGGGGUUAUGCCGUUGCGACUGGCGAGACCAGCAAAGGAGUCGACCCAAAUGACUCUUUCCUCCAGGGCAACACCGCUAACUACAUCGAUGAGAUGUACAUGGCCUGGAAGGAGGACCCUCAAAGUGUCCACGUUUCAUGGCGUACCUACUUCCAUAACAUGGAGGAGGGUAAGAUGCCCAUCUCGCAAGCCUUCCAGCCUCCACCUACCAUUGUCCCUACUCCUACCGGCGGUGUUCCUCAACACAUGCCCGGAAACGCAGCCGGAACGAAUGUCUCCAACCACUUGAAGGUCCAGCUUCUUGUCCGCGCGUAUCAGGCUCGUGGACACCAUAAGGCAAAGAUUGACCCUCUCGGUAUCCGCGGUGAGGCCGAUUCUUUUGGAUACAGCAAGCCAAAGGAACUCGAGCUGUCGCAUUAUGGCUUCACUGAGAAGGACCUUGACGAGGAAUUUGCUCUUGGCCCAGGAAUCCUCCCUCGCUUUGAGACUGAGACCCGCAAGAAGAUGACUCUUCGUGAGAUUAUUGAUGCCUGCGAAAAGAUCUACUGUGGCUCUUUCGGCGUGGAAUACAUCCACAUUCCUGACCGCGUUCCUUGUGACUGGAUCCGUGACCGUAUCGAAAUUCCUCAGCCAUACAAGUACUCUGUCGAUGAGAAGCGCCGCAUUCUAGAUCGUCUUAUCUGGAGUUCCAGCUUCGAAGCCUUUUUGGCCACUAAGUUCCCCAAUGACAAGCGCUUCGGUCUGGAAGGUUGCGAGACCCUGGUACCCGGCAUGAAGGCAUUGAUUGAUCGAAGUGUUGACUAUGGAGUCAAGGAUAUUGUCAUCGGUAUGCCUCACCGUGGCCGAUUGAACGUUCUCAGCAACGUCGUUCGUAAGCCCAAUGAGUCUAUCUUCAGCGAGUUUAGCGGUAGCGCCGAACCAUCUGAUGAGGGCUCGGGAGAUGUCAAGUACCAUCUUGGUAUGAACUUCGAGCGCCCAACUCCCUCUGGAAAGCGCGUUCAGCUAUCCCUCGUUGCAAAUCCCUCUCAUUUGGAAGCCGAAGACCCAGUUGUUCUUGGAAAAACUCGCUCCAUUCAGCACUACAACAACGAUGAAAAAGAAUUCAACACUGCCAUGGGUGUCCUUCUUCACGGUGAUGCCGCAUUCGCUGCCCAGGGUAUCGUUUAUGAGACCAUGGGUUUCCAUUCGCUACCUGCCUACUCCACUGGAGGAACCAUCCAUAUCGUCGUUAACAACCAGAUCGGUUUCACCACUGACCCCCGUUUUGCCCGAUCCACCCCUUACUGCUCCGAUAUCGCCAAGGCCAUCGAUGCUCCAGUCUUCCACGUGAACGGUGAUGAUGUCGAAGCUCUUAACCACGUCUGCCAGUUGGCCGCCGACUGGCGUGCCCAGUUCAAGAGUGAUGUUGUCAUUGACAUCGUUUGCUACCGUAAGCAAGGCCACAACGAAACCGAUCAGCCCGCCUUUACCCAGCCUCUUAUGUACAAGCGCAUUGCCUCCCAGCAGAGCCAGAUCGAUAAGUAUGUUGAGAAGCUAUUAAAGGAGAAGACCUUCACCAAGGAGGAUAUCGAUGAACACAAGAAAUGGGUCUGGGGAAUGCUCAACGACAGCUUCGAGCGCAGCAAAGACUACACCCCAACCAGUCGAGAGUGGCUCACUUCCGCCUGGAACGGAUUCAAAACCCCCAAAGAGCUUGCCACUGAGGUCCUCGGUCACCCUCCUACCGGUGUCGAAGCAGAGACCCUCCAGAUGAUUGGUGCUAAGCUUGGAAGCAUUCCUGAGAACUUUACUCCACACCGCAACCUAAAGCGUAUCUUGGCCAACCGGGAGAAAUCCAUCAAGGAAGGCAAAAAUAUCGACUGGUCCACUGCUGAAGCUCUUGCUUUUGGUACCUUGUGUAAGGAGGGCCACCACGUCCGCGUGUCUGGCCAGGAUGUUGAGCGUGGCACCUUCUCUCAGCGUCACGCCGUCCUCCACGACCAAGAGAACGAGAGCACCUACACUGCUCUCCAGCACAUCAGCCCCGACCAAGGAUCCUUUGUCAUUUCCAACUCCUCCCUCAGUGAAUAUGGAGCGUAAGUUCCCCCUUAUACCGAUGUGUUGUUAUCAGGCUAACUAAUAUUUCCAGUCUCGGCUUCGAAUAUGGCUACUCGCUAACCUCUCCUAACGCGCUUGUCAUGUGGGAAGCUCAGUUCGGUGACUUCGCCAACAACGCCCAAUGUAUCAUUGAUCAGUUCAUUGCCUCUGGUGAAUCGAAAUGGGUUCAGCGAUCUGGUCUCGUCAUGUCUUUGCCCCAUGGAUAUGACGGUCAGGGCCCUGAGCACUCUUCCGGCAGACUGGAACGUUACCUCCAGCUUUGCAAUGAGGAUCCUCGCGUUUACCCAGCCGCCGACAAGAUUGACAGACAACACCAGGACUGCAACAUGCAGAUUGCCUACAUGACCUCCCCCGCCAACUUGUUCCACAUCCUCCGUCGACAGAUAAACCGUCAAUUCCGAAAACGUAAGUUUAUUUUUGUCUUGACUAUUUUAAAUAUAUCAGGCAAGUACUAAUUGCCUCCAAUAGCAUUGAUCAUUUUCUUCUCGAAAUCCCUUCUCCGUCACCCAAGCUGCCGAUCCUCCAUCGAGGAAUUCACUGGCGACUCCCAUUUCCGCUGGAUUAUCCCUGACGACCAACAUGGCAAACAGAUUGAUGAGCCUGAGAAAAUCGAGCGUGUGAUUAUGUGCUCCGGUCAAGUCUGGGCUGCCCUUACCAAGCAUCGUGAGACGAACGGUAUCAGGAACACCGCCAUCACCCGUAUCGAACAGAUGCACCCCUUCCCCUGGCAACAGCUGAAGGAGAACCUCGACAGCUACCCCAACGCCAAGGAUAUUGUCUUCUGUCAAGAGGAACCUCUCAACGCCGGAAGCUGGAGCUACAUGCAACCCCGCAUUGAGACCCUCCUCAACGAGACUGUCCACCACAACAGGCGCCAUGUCCUGUACGCCGGUCGUAACCCAAGCGCUAGUGUGGCCACUGGCUUGAAGAGCAGUCACAUCAAGGAAGAGCAAGAUCUAUUACAUGACGCUUUCACCGUACACCAGGAAAAGCUCAAGGGCGAGUAGAUCGCACAAGAAACUAAACAGAAAGCAGAUGGGAGCUGAAGUGUCUCCCAUUGAAGAUAGCAUUUCUACAUGCAUGAGUGUGAUGGCCUUUCAUUUGUCCUUUUCACAACCACCUUUGUUUCUAUAGUGUAUAAAUCCGAAUAAUUUCCCUUUAUCGCAUCCAUUCCCGUCCUUUUGCAUCGUUGUUCUUCCCUUUAUAUAAGUGCUAUACAAAACCCGAAGCUAGAGUUCUUGCUCACUAAACCUCAUUGCUGAGCUAACACUACGUCAUCAGCAGCAGCGCAAGAUGCGUUUCAAUUUACAAUCCCAUAGCCAUCAAUGGCCACGUUCAAUAUUCUUUUGGAGAAGAUACACGCCCUAAUACAUCGAACUCAUCUCUAUAUCUAGAACCUAUCCGGCACGAAAUAAUUGAAAAAUAGCAAUAAGCAGGCUAUUUUUAAUAACAAACCUUGUUUUAAUUACAUAAGCAAACUUCUUCCGCGCUAAACCCGAAUAGGCUCCACUGCGGAAAGCUUCAAAGUCACGCUUCUUUUCUGCGUCUUCGUCGGCUUCUUCGACUUCACGACUUCAGCUUUACAACUUCGCCAGGCGGCUGGUCUUUUGCUG
Molecule: messenger RNA, 4837 nt
Organism: Trichophyton rubrum CBS 118892
Lineage: Eukaryota; Fungi; Ascomycota; Eurotiomycetes; Onygenales; Arthrodermataceae
Product: oxoglutarate dehydrogenase (succinyl-transferring), E1 component
Exons: 2
Coding region: 963-3206 (747 amino acids)
Biological process (GO): tricarboxylic acid cycle
Cellular component (GO): oxoglutarate dehydrogenase complex; mitochondrion
Molecular function (GO): thiamine pyrophosphate binding; oxoglutarate dehydrogenase (succinyl-transferring) activity
Source: RefSeq, a predicted model, not a curated record